Molecule: messenger RNA, 705 nt
Organism: Gryllus bimaculatus (two-spotted cricket)
Lineage: Eukaryota; Metazoa; Arthropoda; Insecta; Orthoptera; Gryllidae
Source: the annotation of a GenBank genome assembly
AUGACUCGCGGGCGACCUCGCGGCACAAGCGCGGUGCAGGCAGGAGGCCGGCGGGCAGCGGCGUGGAGCGCGGCGCGCGGCCGCCGGCGACGGGCCGAGCGCGCCUGGGGCGAGGGCGUUCCGCAAGUGAGCAGGCUGCCGCUGAGCGUGGCGCGGGCGCGUGCCGCGACGUCGCCGGCCAGCGUCCCCAGCCUGCCGCCCCCGCCGCGGCAAGAGCGACGUCCGGCCCGCUGCCGGUACUGCGCGGGCAGGAGCAAGACGCCCGCGGCGCUGCCGCGCACGGCGCCCGGCGACGCGCCCGGGGACAUGUUCGCGGAGCUGUUCGGCGGCGAGCCGGCGCCCGAGGAGGAGGCGGCGGCGGCGGCGGAGGAGCCGAGCGGCCACGACGUGCACGGGCUGCUGGGCGACAUCGUGCACCGCUCGAUAGUGAUGGCCGAGCCGCCCGCGCUGUCGGCCGCGCCCAGCGAGCAGCCGCCCAGGAAAACACCGUGCCCGUGCAAGAAGAAGGACGGCUCCGCCCUUCCGCCACCUCCUCCACCGCCACCUGGGGAGGAAGGGGGCGACGCUGUCUCGAGUCUCAUAGACACCUUAAUGAGGAAAUCCGUGUGGGAACCCUGCACGCCACCUGAUGACGAAUAUCCCAUGCAGCCUGGGGAGACUGUUCAGGACGUGCUCUCUCAUUUACUGCGCAAAUCGGUGAUGGCA